Molecule: messenger RNA, 4382 nt
Organism: Mus musculus (house mouse)
Lineage: Eukaryota; Metazoa; Chordata; Mammalia; Rodentia; Muridae
Gene: Ift38
Product: clusterin associated protein 1
Exons: 13
Coding region: 1735-3000 (421 amino acids)
Biological process (GO): cilium assembly
Cellular component (GO): cilium; nucleoplasm; nucleus
Source: RefSeq, a predicted model, not a curated record
GUUUUGUUUGUUUGUAUGUUACAAUCUGUCACAUGCUGUCCUCUAUGUGGGCAAUAUUUCAUUUACUCCUAGCAGGUUUGUGCCCUGGUUAGAGAUGAAACAGGCAGCAAGAGGUCAAAGUAAUUGAACGAGUUGCUUUAGAGUUUGAAUCCAGCUUGCCUGAAUGCCAAAUACUGGGCAGAGAACUUGGCUAGAGAGUGGGGAAGCAGACUACUCUUACUCGUUAUACUCUUUGGGGGAAACAUCCUUUUUGUGGCAGGUGAUUAUAUUUCACCCUUAUUGUUCCUAGUUUUAACUGCAAGUUAAGUAGUAUAGCUACCCCUGGUUCACACAGCUAGAGUGAUGGGACUGUGUGACCUAAAAAAUCUUACUUCACUUACAGAAGAGUAGCAGCUAUUAGGGUCGUGUUGUCUAGGGUUUGAGGGUAUUUGAAACAGUGUAAUUAUGACUGUCCCACGUAGUUUUUGAUGAGGCUGGCACUUUACUGGGAUCAUUGAAUAGUGAUCAUUGUACUGGAAAGAAUAUUUAAAAGGAGUAUUUCAGAAUUUAUACUGAUUUAUAUUUUUUUACCUUAAAUAAAUGCUGUAUAGUGUGUAAUCUAUGAGACUGUCACCAUUUAUAACAGUGGAGAACUUGAUAGCUACUACUUAGCUAAAAGGAGUGUUUAGGCAAAACCUGACUUUUUUCAUAGAGGUAUAAGGAAAAGCUGCAAUAUAAAGGGUAUACAUAUAUGGGAUAUAUGUGUGUGUGUGAUAUAAGGGAAAGAAAUAAGGGAAGGAUGCUUCCUAUCUUUCUACCAUCUCUUCGUGACCUAGCAGAGUCUGCCUGCCCUGCUUUGUUGCCCAGAUAGAUUGUUUGGAAUGCUGAAUGUACAUUUUGAAUACCCGUAAGCAUGAGUAGACAUUACAUUGCCAGGAACCAUGGUCAAGAUCUCAGCAUAUUGUAAGAACUCAGAAAUGUUGGUUGUUUUCUUGCUUUCUUGCUCUCUUUUACUUGUUUUUCAAGACAAGGUUUUUUCCUGUCUUGAACAACAGCCCUGGAUGACCUAGAACUUGUUUCAUAGACCAGGUUAGCAUCAGGUUCACAGAGGUCCAUCUGCCUCUGCCUAUGAGCACUGGGAUUAAAGGUAUGCAGCACCACGCCAGGCUUGGUUGCUCAUCUGUAAGCCUCGCUUUCUUCAUCAUUGUUUUCUCCUUUCUUUCAAGCAGUGUGGCUUUGUUUUAGUUGCUCCCAACUUAAAAUAUUACUGUUUACUAAUCUUUGGUUUUUCGAGACAGGGUUUCUCUGUGUAGCCCUGGCUGGCCUGGACCUCACUCUGUAGACCAGGCUGGCCUCGAACUCAGAAAUCCGCCUGCCUCUGCCUCCCAAGUGCUGGGAUUAAAGGCGUGCACCACCACGCCCAGCUUGUUUACUAAUCUUUUUUUUUACAGUAAAUCUAAAUACUGCAGAUAGUUCAGCCAUUCUCUUAUUAAAUUUUCUCUGACUAUAAAGUAAUUGAUCUUUAAAAUUUAUGUCAUGAAAAUCAUAUAUGGUCACUGGAGGAAAAAAAACAAUGUAUAAUCUUGUUCUAACAACGUGUUUUUCUCAUGUUUUAUGAGGCUAGGUAAUUUUUAUUUUGGAUAGCAAAGAGGCAGCUACCAGAGAGAAAUUAAAGCCCCAGCUAAUACCUACGCCCCAUUUCUCCAAAGGAAAUCUACUAUCGUUGAACUUGGGUGUUUUUCAGAUUUCACCGAGAUGAUGAGAGCCUUGGGGUACCCACGCCAUAUUUCUAUGGAGAAUUUCCGCACACCCAACUUUGGGCUUGUCUCUGAAGUGCUUCUGUGGCUUGUGAAAAGGUAUGAGCCGCAGACUGACAUCCCUUCUGACAUUGAGACUGAACAAGACAGAGUUUUCUUCAUUAAGGCAAUUGCCCAGUUCAUGGCCACAAAGGCACAUAUAAAACUCAAUACCAAGAAGCUCUAUCAAGCUGACGGGUAUGCAGUGAAAGAGCUGCUGAAGAUCACAUCUGUUCUCUAUAAUGCAAUGAAGACCAAAGGGAUGGAGGGCUCCAAUGUAGGAGAGGAAGACAUCAGCAAAUUCAAGUUUGAUCUCGGCUCCAAGAUUGCAGAUUUGAAAGCAGCCAGACAGCUUGCGUCUGAAAUCACUGCCAAAGGAGCCUCUCUGUAUGACUUGCUGGGCAAAGAGGUUGAGCUGAGGGAACUGAGGACAGAAGCCAUUGCUAGACCUCUAGAGAUCAAUGAGACUGAAAAGGUGAUGAGGAUUGCAAUCAAAGAUCUUUUGGCCCAGGUUCAGAAGACUAAAGACCUGCUUAAUAAUGUGGCCUCUGAUGAAGCAAACUUAGAAGCCAAAAUUGAAAAGAGAAAAUUAGAACUGGAAAGAAAUCGGAAGCGACUGCAGACCCUGCAGAGUGUCAGGCCGGCCUUUAUGGAUGAAUAUGAGAAGGUUGAGGAAGACCUGCAGAAGCAGUAUGACGUCUAUCUAGAGAAGUUCCGGAACCUGGCUUACCUGGAGCAGCAGCUUGAGGAUCACCACAGGAUGGAGCAGGAGAGGUUUGAAGAAGCUGAAAAUACUCUCCGUCUGAUGCAAAAUAAGUUAAAGGAAGAAGAGAAGCGACUGCUCAAGAGUGGAAGCAAUGAUGACUCAGACAUAGACAUCCAAGAGGAUGAUGAAUCAGACAGCGAGUUGGAGGACAGACGGAUGUCUAAGCCUCGGACAGCGAUGGAGGUGCUCAUGCAAGGAAGGCCCAGCAAACGGAUCGUGGGUGCAAUGCAAGGUGGAGACUCGGAUGAAGACAUGCAAGCAGCACCAGCCCUCUUAGGUAAAUGCAGGACUCCCAGCUCCAGGAAGCAGGAAGACUCGGAGGACAGUGAAAUUGACAUGGAAGAUGAUGAAGAAGAUGAUGACGAUUUGGAAGAUGAAAGCAUUGCUCUCUCACCAGCUAAGCCCAGUCGAAGGAUCCGUAAACCGGAGCCCUUGGAUGAAAGUGACAAUGACUUCUGACCUUGCCAAGGGGCCCAGGCAGAUUAAGAGCCUCAGAUGUAUAGGUACACAGGGACUCGGCAGGCUGGAAAGGUAACAUGUGUUUUGUUCACUACACCAUCUGGGCUUAACCCCAACAAAGAUGUUCUUUUGUCUAUCUCCUAACACUUGGGAUCCCCAUACCUGUGUUCUAAGUCAUUCAAAUCUACAAGAAAAUCCUUUGAGGAGAAAUACAGACUGAUACCAUAUAAGUCUUGGCUGCUAUUAUUAUUUUUUUUUUUUUAAAGAUUUAUUUAUUUAUUUAUUUAUUAUAUGUAAGUACACUGUAGCUGUCCUCAGACACUCCAGAAGAGGGAGUCAGAUCUCGUUAUGGAUGGUUGCGAGCCAACAUGUGGUUGCUGGGAUUUGAACUCCUGACCUUCGGAAGAACAGUUGGGUGCUCUUACCCACUGAGCCAUCUCACCAGCCCUAUUAUUAUUAAAUAAGUUUUCCUUGAUGAUCAGGUCACAGGCUGAUCAUCAAGGCUCCAGAUUAUGACUCUUUUGUUUUCUCUCAGAGGACCAGUGUCCUUCUGGGAGGCAGAUUCACUUCAAAUUACAUGCCACCAUCAUAUAGUUCCCCAGCCUGGCUCCCUCAACAAGUGUAGCUCCAACUUCUACUGCUACCUACUCAUGCUAGCAAUCAUGUGUGCUUGUGCUAGGAGGCAUGUAUGUGUGAAGGCCAAAGGACAAGCACUGUACUUGUUCCUCAGGAGCUGUCCACCUUUUGGAGGGUGUAGGGAUGGAUCUUUUACUAGGGCCUGGGAGCUCAUCGAUUAUCCGAGACUGACUAGACAAUCGGCUCGUCUUAUCUCCCGCUUCCCAGGGAUUACAAGCGCACACUAAGGGCUUGGGGGACUGCACUCAGCCCCUCAUGCUUGCAUGACAGACUGGUAUCAGCUGAAUUAUAUCCUCAGCCCAACUGGCAUUUCUUAUUUCAUUUAUGAGACAGGGCCUAGUCUAGAACUCCUAUGCAGACCAGGCUGGCCUUGAACUCACAGAGGUUCAUUUGUGAGUUCAGAGGCUCCCCUGCCCAUGCAUGUAGAAGUCAGAGGAGGACAUCAGGUGUCUUCCCAAUUACUUUCUGCCUUAGUGCUUGAAACAGUCACUCCCUGAACUGAAGCUUGCUGUUUUUCAUCUAGGCUGGAUAGCCAACAAGCUCUUGGUACACAGUGCUGGAGUUAAAGGUAUGUGUAGCCACGCCCAUAUUUUUGCUGUUUGUUAUUGUUUUGUUUUUGAGUCAGGGUCUUACUGUGUACCCCUGGUUGAUUUGGAACUUCCUAUGCAGAUCAGGCUGGCUUUGAACUCGAAGAGAUGUGCAUCACUCUGCCUUACACUGCUGUGAUUAAAGGCGCACGCAUCCCA